AUGUCGCUGUUGUAUCAAAGUUCUAUACGGGAUCGGACCAUCCUCCGAGGAAGAUUUUCUUUCACAAGGAGAGAAGAGAAAGCCUUCAGGUUCAGAGAGAGAAAUCCCAGAACUAUCAUCAACUGGGAUCUCUUCGCUACGCUAGCCGUCUUUUGGGAAGAUUCCGCAAUGGACAACAUCGAAGAGGAAUAUGACCGGCUUGUUGAACACCUUCACGACGGCGCGAUGAAGGCUGAGAGUUUUAAAACCACCAAGAGACGUCUGUCUCUUGAAACUCUUGAGCUGAUACGCCAGCGUGGAGCAGCACGAGCCGCAGGGAACCAAGAACUCACGUCCGAGCUCGCAAGGCUUUGCAGAGAGGCGAUAAAGGAAGACCUUAAAGACAGAAGAGCAGAAGUGCUGGCUAUCCUAUCAUAUCCGGUCCCGACAGAGUAA
Molecule: messenger RNA, 435 nt
Organism: Necator americanus (New World hookworm)
Lineage: Eukaryota; Metazoa; Nematoda; Chromadorea; Rhabditida; Ancylostomatidae
Exons: 1
Coding region: 1-435 (144 amino acids)
Source: RefSeq, a predicted model, not a curated record